Messenger RNA from Olea europaea var. sylvestris, 2152 nucleotides. RefSeq names its product protein transport protein SEC23-like. The record is from RefSeq and is a predicted model, not a curated record. Bases 238 to 1743 code for a protein of 501 amino acids. NCBI's taxonomy places the organism in Eukaryota, Viridiplantae, Streptophyta, Magnoliopsida, Lamiales, Oleaceae. Gene Ontology annotation, molecular function: GTPase activator activity; zinc ion binding. Gene Ontology annotation, biological process: endoplasmic reticulum to Golgi vesicle-mediated transport; intracellular protein transport; COPII-coated vesicle cargo loading. The transcript has 6 exons. Gene Ontology annotation, cellular component: COPII vesicle coat; endoplasmic reticulum exit site.
GUUUCAUUUUUCACUAAAAUCCUGCGUAACCAAAAUAUUUAUUUAUCCAAAAUUAGAUCCAUCUGCUAGAUUCACUCCUUACCCCUCUCUCCGGCAGUACGCAGUUACUGUGUCGUUUGACUUCAUUCUUCUUUCUUCAUCCUUUUUUCUGGUUUUUUGGCGUCGCCCAACAAAACACCCUCAAUCAAUAACAAAUUCAAUACUAAAAAACACAAUUUGAUUUCAAUUCAUUCAAUAAUGGCGGCGUCAAGGCUACCUGAUGCGGAUCUUGAGGGCAUUGAAGGCGUUCGAAUGACGUGGAACAACUGGCCACGGACCAAGGUGGAGGCAUCCAAGUGCGUGAUCCCAAUUGCUGCAUCGAUCCAGCCGAUCCAUCCCCAUGUCGACCUCCAAGUCCUCCCGUAUCCUCCGCUGCGCUGCAAGACGUGCUCCGCCAUCCUCAGUCCAUAUUGCCGCGUUGAUUUCACUGCCCUUAUAUGGAUGUGCCCUUUUUGCUAUCAGCGCAACCAUUUUCCGCAGCAUUAUCAAUCCAUUUCACAGACCAAUUUACCUGCGGAAUUGUACCCUAAUUUCCCUUCAAUUGAAUACACCAUUCCCAGUUAUCCCCAAAACCCACAGAAUUUUAACACGUCGACGACAGUCUGUCCCAUUUAUCUGUUUGUUUUCGAUACAUGUUUGCUCGAGGAGGAGCUGGAUUUUGCAAAAUCUGCCUUGAAGCGUGCGAUUGGAAUGCUGCCGGACAAUGCAAUGGUUGGGUUUGUUUCAUAUGGUACGCAGGUACAGGUGCACGAGCUGGGGUUUUCAGAGAUGUCCAAGGUUUAUGUGUUUAGGGGAUCGAAAGAGUUGUCUAAAGAUCCGGUCUUGGAGCGGUUGGGCCUAGGGGCGGCCGGUAGACGAGUUGGGCCUGGUAUUCAGAAGGGUGGUGACGGCCUAAAUCCUCUGGGCGGGGUUCCUAAUUCCGGGAUUAACCGGGACUUGUAUUUAGGAUGGAUAGAUAGUUGGCUUACUUCUGAUACAUAUGGCUUGCACUCACAUUUUGGAUGGUUGAUUCUAUAUUGUCAGGAAGGAUUUGACGCCACAAGGUGGUUAGACCGGAAUCUGAUUCGUCUAUGUUCCAAAUUUGGUGACUACCGAAAGGAUGAUCCAUCCUCAUUUACGUUAAAUCCCUGUUUUUCGCUGUUCCCUCAGUUUAUGUUUAAUCUGCGGAGAUCACAAUUUGUACAGGUGUUCAAUAAUAGUCCCGAUGAGACGGCCUAUUUCCGCAUUUUAUUAAAUAGAGAGAUUAUAAGCAAUGCUGCGGUCAUGAUUCAACCAUCGUUAAUAUCAUAUUCAUUCAAUUCACUACCUGUACCAGCUUUAUUGGACGUGUCAUCCAUUGGAGCUGACCGUAUCCUAUUGCUUGAUUCAUAUUUCAGUGUAGUUAUUUUCCAUGGUACAACAAUUGCUCAAUGGAGAAACAUGGGUUAUCAGAAUCAGCCAGAACAUCAGGCUUUUGCGCAUUUGUUACAAGCUCCACAUGAUGAUGCCGAAUUGAUUAUUCGUGACCGGUUUCCAGUCCCAAGACUGGUGGUCUGUGAUCAGCAUGGCUCCCAGGCGAGAUUCCUGUUGGCGAAGUUGAAUCCAUCUGCGUCAUACAGCAAUGUACAUGAAAUGGCUGCUGGCUCGGAUGUGAUAUUCACCGAUGAUGUGAGUCUACAAGUGUUCAUUGAUCAUCUUCAGCAGCUGGCUGUCCAAGCUUCUUAAGAAGGUGAAAGAGUUGGGAUUCCUGUGGUCAAUUUCUCGAUUUUGCGGAAAUCCUAAUUCAGGGUUUCUUUAUCUCCCGUUACCUUCUCUUCCCGUUCUGUCUGUUUUGCCUUCUUCACAUCAAUUGUGUGAAUGAGAAGUCCAGAGUCAUCACUAUCGGAAACAAGGAGAACAGUUCCUUCGAGAUGUUCCCUUUUUGAACGGAAAAAGGAGUUGGACAAUUAUUGUUUAGAGUGGCACUGCUAAAAGGGUCAAGUUGUAAAUUAAAGACAUUUUUGUUGGAUAGAUAGGUUAGGAAGAUAUAGUCUUUUGUUACUUUAAUUUUAAUCUGUACCAAGAGGAGAUUACAUAGUUUACUGUAUGUAUUCAAUUUUUAAGAUUUAAGAAUGUAUUUUUUUCUAGGAUUUCA